UGGAAGUUGUCUAGUGUCGCUUGCUCUUCUGAAUUUGGGUUUGGAGGGAAAGAAAGAAACAAAAUGCCAGUGGCCAAACCCGAAUCAUCUGAUGCCAGAGUCAUCGCUCACGUCGACAUGGACUGCUUCUACGUUCAAGUGGAGCAGCGGAAGCAGCCUGAUUUAAGGGGUUUGCCUACUGCUGUGGUACAAUAUAAUUCCUGGAAAGGUGGAGGCUUGAUUGCUGUUAGCUAUGAGGCCCGUAAAUAUGGUGUGAAGCGAUCAAUGCGAGGCGAUGAAGCAAAGCAAGUUUGCCCGGAAAUUCAGCUGGUUCAAGUCCCAGUGGCUCGGGGUAAAGCUGAUCUCAACACGUACCGCAGUGCGGGUUCAGAGGUGGUUUCUAUUCUUGCAAGGAAGGGUCGAUGUGAGAGAGCUUCUAUUGAUGAAGUGUAUCUUGACCUUACUGAUGCAGCUGAAACAAUGUUAGCAGAAACUCCUCCAGAGAGCUUGGAAGUAAUUAAUGAGGAAGCUAUUAAGUCACAUGUUUUGGGGCUUAAUAAUGAGGAUGGAAUUGAUGCCAAAGAGAAUGUGAGAGAGUGGCUUAGUAGUAGUGAUGCGGAUCAUCGUGAUAAGCUUUUAGCUUGUGGGGCCCUUAUUGUUGCAGAACUUAGGAUGCAAGUGUUGAAGGAGACUGAGUUUACAUGUUCUGCUGGUAUAGCUCAUAAUAAGAUGCUGGCCAAACUUGCAAGUGGUAUGAAUAAACCUGCACAACAAACUGUUGUGCCCUUCUCCUCUGUGAAAGGAUUACUGGAGUCCUUGCCAAUCAAGAAAAUGAAACAGCUUGGAGGAAAGCUUGGGACUUCUUUACAAAGUGACUUAGGUGUGAACACUGUUGGAGAUCUGUUGCAGUUUUCAGAAGAGAAGCUACAAGAGUGUUAUGGCGUCAAUACUGGCACUUGGUUAUGGAAUAUUGCAAGGGGAAUCAGUGGGGAAGAAGUUCAGGGACGCCUUCUUCCCAAGAGUCAUGGUUCUGGGAAGACAUUUCCUGGCCCUCGGGCCCUGAAGACAAUUGAUUCUGUUCAACACUGGCUCAAUGAACUUUGUGAAGAACUGAGUGAACGCCUUCGCUCUGACUUGGACCAAAAUAAACGGAUUGCUCACACAUUAACUUUGCAUGCUAGAGCAUACAAGUUAGGUGACUCAGAUUCACACAAGAAGUUCCCUUCCAAGUCUUGUCCCCUAAGGUAUGGGACUAUCAAGAUUCAAGAAGAUGCCAUGAACCUAUUUCAAGCUGGAUUACGCGAUUAUAUGGGCACUUACAAAUCUAAAACUCAAGGAAGUCAAUGCAAUGGUUGGGGAAUAACAGGCCUUUCUGUUUCAGCAAGUAAAAUUUUGGACACACCAUCUGGAACAUGUUCAAUCAUGAAAUACUUUCAUGGCCAGUGCCCACCCCGCUCUUCAUCAGAGAAAUCACAGGAUAACCUCAUAGAAGAUGCUGCACCAUUGUCACCUUCAGGUAUUUCCAGUCUCAAAUGCACUUCUUGUUCACUCUUGGUUUUCCAAUAUUCUCAUGGCUGUUGUUUGUUAGAAAGUGAAAGCUAUUCAGGGUUGAAUUUAACUGAGCCACAGAUUGUGUUCCCUGGAGAAGAAAAGGAGAUCAAGCAUGCUAUCCCUACUCUGGAUCAUCAGGAAGACAAAAGUAAAACGUGGAAAGACCAGGAUCCAUCAUGUUUGUCAUCACAACAGAUGCAAAAUAGUAUUGCCCAAGAAACUUCACCGUUGUUGCCUUCAGGUGUUUGUCUAGGAAGUGAAAGCUGUUUGGGGAUGAGUCAAAGUGAGCAACAAAGAGAAUUCCCCACAGAAGAAUCUAGGAUUAAAUAUGCCAUGCCAAGUUUGGAUCGAGGUUUGCAGAAAAAAAAAACAUCAAAAGAUAAGGGAACGAGUUCAAUCCGGAGGUUCUUUAAGACUUGUGAUCCCAGUUCUUUUAGGAAGCAGGAGCAUGUUGAAGCCAUCCAACUCCAAGAUGUUCAAGCAGCAGAAUCUGUUGGUUUUCAAUCUACAAGUAGUAUCUGUUCAGAACCAAAUCAAACUGAGCUGCCUAAAGAAAGUAUUCCUGAACAAACUGGGACAAACAGUGCUUGUUCUACUUCAUCUCAUAUUGAACAACAAAGUGAAUCAUGGCGUUACAAAGUUGAUGAGAUAGACCCCUCUGUGAUUAACGAGUUACCACCAGAAAUCCAGGAAGAAGUUCAGGCUUGGCUCAGGCCUCAUAAGCGGCCAAAUGUGGUUAAAAAGGGUUCCAGUAUCGCUCAUUAUUUCUUGCCAGCCAAAAAUAGGUAAUUGUACCAAUAGUGCUCUACUGUACAUAGGAAGGUGUUAUCCUUCAAGCUCAUGAAACAAAAUGCUGCUUGAUUUUAUUGAAUUAUAUAGCAUAGAGAGAAUUCACGCAGAUUUAGGCUUAGGAAACCCAAAAUCGUCAUGCAUUCAAGGCUAGUCCAGAAGUUCUUUGAGUGUUCAUAAGCGAUUUUAUCCUUUCUAUGAAUUGUAUGGAAGCAAGCUGGAAUGCCAGUCAAUUCUGUAUAUUAGAGUAUAAAAAGUUAGUGAUUUUCUGAAAAU
This is a messenger RNA of Quercus lobata, 2595 nucleotides long. RefSeq names its product Y-family DNA polymerase H (gene POLH). Bases 64 to 2319 code for a protein of 751 amino acids. Gene Ontology annotation, molecular function: damaged DNA binding; DNA-directed DNA polymerase activity. Gene Ontology annotation, cellular component: site of double-strand break; nucleus; replication fork. Lineage: Eukaryota; Viridiplantae; Streptophyta; Magnoliopsida; Fagales; Fagaceae. The record is from RefSeq and is a predicted model, not a curated record. Gene Ontology annotation, biological process: error-prone translesion synthesis; response to radiation. The transcript has 15 exons.